GUUUGUUUACAAUAACAGAUCAACACGUGCAGGUAUGUUCACAAGGACACUCAUAAACACACGCACACGGACUCAGUUGUCAAUUAUUAAACAAACAUGAUACUGUUCAGCGAGAGAGAGAGAGAGAGCGAGAGAGAGAGAGAGAGAGCGAGAUCACACAAGCCACAGCCAUUUCACACACACACACACACACACACACACACACGUCUGAUCCUGAACGUCGACACACUCCCGCUGGAUAUUUCUCAGGAUUGUUCUGCAUCCUGAUGACCUCUGACCAUCCAUGAUGGACUCAGCCGCUCCUCCGAACAUCCCCGAUGAUCGAACUCGUCCAGGGCCUCCCGGCCUCCAGGAGGCUCAUGAAUCCUCCGGACAGAGAGAAGCCACGCCAUUACCCAGCGUUCCUGCAUACGACUCGGUCAGCAUCCUCACCGCCGGCCCGUUGAACGACACGGACAGCAUCCAAACAUCCCAUCACACGUACGACACAGACAGCAACCGCACCCUGAACCCGGCGUUCGACACGGACAGCACCCACACCCUCCACCCGCCGUACACGAGCCCCGCUGGAGGGGAUGGCCCGACCAGCAGCGUCCCAGCCAACCCUCCUCCAUACAGCCCACCGGACCCCAAAACAGCCUACCUCAUGUACCCGCAGUACCCCAACCAGCCCGUCAUCGCCUGUCAGCCUGGAGCCAAUCCUGCUUUCUACCAGCCCUCCUUCCUCCCGCCGUCCACUUACCCAUCCUACACUAUAUACAUGAACGGGCCGCCGCUGGGAGAGGAGCAGCUGCCGUUACCUAAAGAUUACCUGGUUGAGUCUCUGCUGGUGACCAUCUUCUGCUGCCUCAUGACCGGCCUCGUCGCUGUCAUGUACUCGUAUGAAACCCGUGCAGCGCUGACCAGGGGUGACAUCCGUGAAGCGGAGAAAACGUCCCAGAAGGCUCGUCUGCUUGUCAUGUUCAGUUUGAUGUUCGGUAUAUUUGUUCUUGUGGGCUGGAUUAUUUAUGUAGUGAUAGUGCUCUGUGCAUAGAAACGUUCUCAUGCUAACCAAGGCUGCAUUUAUUUGAUCAAAUAAUUCGGUAAAACCAGUUAAAUAUCAUUACAAUUUUCUAUUUGAAUAUAUUGUAAAAUGAAAUUUAUUUCUGUGAAUCAAAGCUGAAUUUUCAGCAUCAUUACUCCAGUCUUCAGUGUCACAUGAUCCUUCAGAAAUCAUUCUAAUAUACUGAUUUGCUCAAAAAACAUUUCUGAUUUUUAUUCAUGUUGAAAACAGUUGUGCUGCCCAUUAUUUUUGUGAAAACUGUGAUACAUUUUACGAUACUUUUGAUGAAUAGAAAGUUGAAAAGAACAGCAUUUAUUUCAAAUAGAAAUCCUUUGACAUUAUAAAUGUCUUUACUGUCACUUUUGAUCAAUUUAAUGCAUCCCUGCUGAAUAAAAGUAUUAAUUUCUGUCAAAAAAAAAAAAGGUCUCACCCCAAACCUUUAAACAGUAGUGCAACUGCUGGGAAGAAACUAAUUUUAUUGCACUGAGAUGUUGUUUGAAGGUGUAGCAUCACUUCUUUUUUUUAACUAUUAUUUUUAAACGUGGUAAAUGGUAGUAAUAAAGUCAUGAAAACUCACACAAAUUAAUGUAUGGGAACUAUACCAGUCGAAACGUCAUUCAAACAUUUGACUGUUUGUGUACAAUAUACUGCAAAUGCAGACAGAACUGAAACUCCUGUAUAGCAGUAAAAGUGACUCUCGUAUGAAAAGCACAAAGUGUGAGAUUCAAACAUUAACGUCUUACAUUUUAAACAGGUUUAACCCUGAUUUUAUUGCAUCAUGUUCUAUGAUAUGUACUUUCAGAAGAUAAUCAAUCAUCGAUAAGAGUUUGCAUUUACAUUUUAUUACAUUCAUUUGUUCCUGGAACAGGAAAUGAACGGCUUUUUCCUGUCACUGGUAAUAAACCUUGUAUUUUUGUUGACUUAGUUACGUAAAAACUACCAUCAUCUACAACUGCUAACAAACUGAAUUAGAUGUACAGUCUCUAAUGUUUAUAAGAAGCACUAUUGUGUUAAACCUAAUGUAUUUAUGUUGUACUGAAUAAAAAGCAUACCAAAAAGGA
This is a messenger RNA of Onychostoma macrolepis, 2103 nucleotides long. RefSeq names its product proline rich transmembrane protein 1B. Gene Ontology annotation, cellular component: membrane. Bases 284 to 1033 code for a protein of 249 amino acids. The record is from RefSeq and is a predicted model, not a curated record. Lineage: Eukaryota; Metazoa; Chordata; Actinopteri; Cypriniformes; Cyprinidae. The transcript has 4 exons.